Molecule: messenger RNA, 7779 nt
Organism: Porites lobata
Lineage: Eukaryota; Metazoa; Cnidaria; Anthozoa; Scleractinia; Poritidae
Source: the annotation of a GenBank genome assembly
AUUGCUUGUAAACGUUCGUUGUUUUUGUUUGUUGUUUAUAUAAAUAGUGUUAAAAAUGACUUCUUUUUCAACAUCAACGCUGGAGAAAAAGUUAAGCGAUCUUUCAAACACUCAACACAGUGUCCAGACACUUUCGCUGUGGUUGAUUCAUCACAGAAAGCACGCUAAAGCCGUAGUGCAAGCGUGGUACAAGGAACUUUCCAAGGGUACGUAAGCUCAUGUUGAAACCGUUUUCUGUUUGGGUCACCUCGUGUUUCUUUUGAUGUUAAGCCCUUUAGCGGGAGAAUGAAAGUUUUCUUCGCAAAUUGCUGAAAAUUUCCCUUUCUUUUUCAUGCAUGCUUUCAAUUAACGUUAAUGCAUCAGUUAUAAUAUAACUCCUGAGCCGUUUUGUUGACUGUUAUUCCGAUUCAAGGUGCCAAUUAUAAGCUUAAUGUCAGCAAAAAUCAGCUUGACGGUCGUUCAUUGUUGUCGUUCAGUUAUAUCCUUGGUUUAAAUUAUAUUCUCUUUUGUUUCGAGCUCCUUAUCUUGCAUUAAUAUAACCAAAUACGAAAGUAAAACUAAAUUUAAACCACGGAUAUAAUUAAGCCACAACGCAUAUUGGGUUACUUGUAUAUUUUAAUUUAUUUAAUCGAGUUAAUAAGCUUCUGCUCGGCCUUUUUGCUUGAAGUUGGAGAUGGCUCAUAAAUUAAAAUUAUCAGCUAUGUUUUUUAAUUCUCAGAGCAGACACUUAAAAGCAGAAAGUUAGGUCUUGGCACAGUUGUUGUAAUAACUUUUUGCGUGAAAUAUCUUGUCAUUAGAAUUGUUGGUCUGAUAAAUCUGCAAAACCAAUGAGCAUUUGGGUUCAAUAAGCAACCUCCCUACGGUGAUCAAUGUCCUGCCAUCAAGGAAACCAUUUUUGAUCCAAAUGCAGAGUUGAGUGUCUUGUGACUUUAUUGAUAAUCUGUUCACUGCUGUCAAAUAGUUAAAGGGGCAUGGGAUACAUCUCUAACUUCAGGGACAGCGCUGAGGACCUCCCAAGUUUCUUUGAAGUGUUGAAAAAAUGCAGGCACAAAUGUGACUGUCUUGUUAACAAAAUGCUGUACAUCAAACCAUUAAGACUACCCUUGAACAUGCAAAAGGAUUCAACCCAUGCUAAAGUAUUUGUCUCUAAGCCCUACUCCCUUUAUGCAAAUUUAGAGUUCUUUAACUCUUUUCAAACUCACAUUUAUAUAUGUCCAAAUUCUUGAAAAUGGCGUCAUGAGGUUGCAGAAACGUUGCAACACUAUCUCAUUAGAUUAUGCAUGUUUAUGUUUCUUUCAAUCAUUUUCUUAUGUUUCAUUAGUUUAAUGUGGACAGAGUGCUGGACAACAUUCUAAAACCUAUUAUUUUUGCUUUUGUUUGUUUGCAGCAAGGCAGAGUAAGAGACUUACAUUCAUGUAUCUAGCUAAUGAUGUCCUUCAAAAUGGAAAAAGAAAAGGGACAGAAUUCUUAAAUGAAUUUAAACAAAUACUUCCAUCUGCAUUUCAGACCUGUGCGCAGUAAGUAAAUAUAUAGAUAUUUUUAUACCUACUAUAUGAGUUCAUACUUUUGUCAUAUCUUAUUUUUAUAAUGAGCAAUAUUUUGUAAACUGUAAUAUUUCCACUAGUUUUUAAAGUACAUGUAGACAUGCCGGUCAUGAGCUUUAAAAUAGAUACAAGUUUAUGCAUUUGGUUACCUAUAAUCUUGUUCAUUUCUUCAAGGGGUGGAAGAGUAGAUGACAUAAAGGGCCUUGAAAGGCUUAUAUCCAUUUGGACAGAAAGAAACGUUUAUGAUGCAUCUUUCCUUGUUAAACUUCAUAAGUGUUUAGGUAAGUAGAUUAAUAUUGUUCAUGAGACAGGUUGCUAAUUAAAAAAUAAUUCCUAUUUUCUUUAAUGCAUAGCAAUUUGUAAGGUGGUGUUGCAAAAGAUGGUUAUCGAUAUUCAUAUCUUGGAAAGAAAUAUCAUGGCUCACUGAUUCACUGGCGAAAAGUUGCAGCCAGUCCUACAAACUGCACUUUAGACAAGUCUGGAUUUUCUCAUUGUCAAAAAUUUAGAACCAGUUUAGAAUUACUGCAAUAUAUUUACUUUGAGUUUUUUCUUUUCUGUAAUCUCUAAUUAAUAUUGUAAGAGCAUUGAGACUUUAAUGUAAUGUAAUAGAACUAAAUAAUUUUUGUGAAAGGUUUGAACCCAGGAGUCAUUUCAAAAGUAGGUUGAGUUUGAUAGUCAGUGUGAACUUAUAGCCCUUUAUAGCACUGUUGUUGUUGACAGUGACUGAUGUUUCGACAACCUGUGCAGUAGUCAUUUUCAGGUCAAAGUGAGUUGUAUCAUGUCAGUUGAUGGUAUUAUACUCUGGUUGUUGUUUAUUGCAUUGGUCAAUUACGUUGCAAUGUUAUUGGUCGUCUGUCGGUUAAGCCAUGAUGUUAUUAAUUUUAUUGGCUAUGAAGACUCUUGACUAUCACUGCUACCACCACUGCCAUCAUCAUUAUUAUCAUCAUGUGUGUGCCAGAUAGAUAAUCACUUACCCAGUACGUUGAGCUUGGCAAAGAAGACUGCACGUUAAGUACAUGAUGUAAUUUGUUCUUUCUGAGACCUAUGGCUAUUGCUUGCUCUUGCUUUUACUUCCCAUCAUCUCCCCUUCUCCACCACCACCAUCAUCAUCACUAUCUUUACUGUCAUGGUUGUUGUCACCUCAAGUAUCAUUAUAGUCAUUAGUGUAAUAAAUAAGUGAUACAUUUAAAGCGAUAUAGAUUGUAAGAUAAUAAAUUAAGAGUAGCUUAGAGUUCUAAUAUUCUGCAGGUCAAGAAUCUGACUCCCCACCACCUGAAAAGAAACAAAAACUUGAUGAUGAAAAACAAGCGUCAACAAUGGAGCCACCAGAUGUAAGCUUCAUGUUUAAACAUAUGAAAUAAUUUACCUUAGUUAUUUAUUACUUUUUGUCUAUUUUCUUUGACAAACAUUUAUGGUAAAGUUUGAAGAUUGUUGGCCAUUCCCAAGAGUUUAACCAGCAAGAGAUAUGAGAAAGAUCAGAUAAUUUUCUGGCCAUUGUUAGUAUAGUUGACUAUCCAGUUACUUGUAUCAACUGAUACUUAUGUUUGGCAGUGGUGUUUACGCAGCAUAAAACUCUGUCAAUUUAUAAAAAGUGUCUCAAAGAUGAAAAUCAAAGUACUUAAAAAUGAGUCAAAUGGAAAAAAAACUUAAUUUAACAGCACGCAUGUCUCACUCUGUCUCCGAACCGUUCACGAGGGGUGCAGAGUCUUGACCAACAUUUCAGACUGCACUCUAUCCUUUUGUUGAGGAAGAAAUUGAGAUUUUUGUCACUUGCAGCCAGAGGAUCUAAUUAAGGCAUUGAUGGAACUUGAAAACUCUGCUUCACAAGAUGCUGUUGUUCGGGAAAAGAUUGCUAAUUUACCCGCAGAAGUGCAAGAUGUGUCUCUCCUUGAAAAAAUUGAAGGUAACCCAGCCUAUGCAAUUAAAACUCACCUCUUUUUAUAAGCUUGCGUGUACCGUAUGUACAGCUGUACCUGUGAGUACAUGUACAUACCUGUACAUAUCUGCUAGCCCAAGAAAGGUAUUUAUACACAUCACAGAUGAGUGGAUUGGGCAAUUUCUGUCCAAAGUUGCUCCCCCUUGGUUGAGGACUUACCAGUCCUUCUUAUGCCUGAUGCAUUAAAAAAAUGUGCUUUUAACCGUAAAAACCAUUAUUAGGAAACAGCAUAUCUCUGAAGAAUUUCUUGAAAUGAGACUUGAAUACUCAUUUACGUACUUUGUUCUCUAUAAUACUGUUGGUCAGUACUACUAAGUGAGUUUGCACCUGAACUUGCCAUUUGCAUUUUAUCUGGCAGCUAAAAUGAUUCUUUAAAGUAUACUUUUUCAAAAGAGAAAAGUAAAAAUAGGAUUCUAUAUGUAACAGGAUAUUCCACAGCUGGUCACCUGUCCACUUUUUAACCCCCACCCAUCAGGGCUUAAUAACUUUGAGAUUUCCUAGGUUCUGCAAGACACAUCAUAAAACAGGGUGCAAAGAAAGUCAGUUUUACAGCUUGCCCUUAGGGCGAGCUGUAACCAGCCUAAAAAACAUUUUUGAUGAUGAGUAUUGAUUUCAGUUCUUCACGGUAACAAAUCAUUUGUUUUCCCAAAAAAAAUUAGUCAAAGAGCUGUAAAUUAUAUUAAUUGACAAUGCACACAGCACUGCUGUAAAUCUUGUGUUUUGAAGACUGUUUUAUUAAAUUUGUAGUUAACACAAUGUGCUUUGUUGAAAUUGUAGAUAAAGAAACUGGUGAUCGCUUGUCAAAGAUUGUUGAUGAAGCUUGUCUGUUGCUUGCUGACUAUAAUGGAAGACUUGCUGCUGAAUUAGAAGACAGAGCUACGAUAUCCAAAAUGCUUGCUGCUUUUAUACAACUCCAGAGGGACAAACUUGCGGAGUCCGAGAAAAAACUUGAGGUCUGUUGUUUUGUAGAAAAUAGACUCAAAGUUGUGUUGGCCAUUAAUUUUAGUUUUUGAAGGAUUUUCUAUACCACAGGUUUUCUAAGUCAGAAUUCUUAAAAAAUUGCAAAUUUCACAAAUUUCACUUUUUGUCAAAUCAUAAUGAAAUGGAAGCACUAUUUAAAACUACUGCUGCUGAAGGUGUUAAUUUGAAUAGCAACAUGACAGAAUUUCUUCUAUAGACUGAAUAGUCAGAACUGUAUUGUAUGUCACUAUAAUUAUCAUUAUGACAGAUUCUGUAACUUAUGUAUAGCAUAGAAGCUAUAUGUUUAAUACCUUUGAUAAUGCUUUAACGUUAAGACAGUGGGGGAGGUAAUAAUGGCAAGAUAAAUUGAAGUGCUGCUUACAAACCUGAAUAGACCUUCCCAUGGUUUUGUUCAACUUUUGACAUGGACAAAGUAUGGAAAAUCCGUCAACUCUGCUGGAAAGAGCGCCUUUGCCUAGUUUGAAGGUGAUUUGUUGAAAACUAAGAUGUAACUCCUCAAAGUCACAAAAUUUUACAAAUGUUUGUUAUAUUAUAUUUGGUGGGAACACAAAAAAACUGUGGAAGAGUCGAUUUUGACAGAAAAUAUCAGAUUAGCCAUUAUAAUUACAGUUUUCCUGAUACAGUUUGGCAGUUUGAUUCAUACUGAGUGAAGUGGAAAUUAGAGAAAAAAAUUGCUAAUGCAGCUCUAUAAAUCAGAAUAAUUUAUAGUUGUACUAAUGUGACUGUUACUGCUUUUAUUACAGGAAUACAAAGCAAAACAAGAGAAAGUUCAGUUAGUGAGACAAGAACUUAAGUCUCAUUUAGAAAAUUUACCAGACCUUAGCAAGCUCCCCGAUGUGGGAGGAGGCCUAGCCCCUCUGCCAUCUGCUGGUGACCUGUUUUCAUCUGGACAUAGAUAAUGACUGCAUUAGCUAGUAAGCAGUUGGGUUUAACCCUUUCUGUCCCAAGAGUGACCAAAAUAAAUUUUCUCCUAACAAUUUCAAUGCAUAAUCAAGUAGAAAGGUUACGAGAAUUAACAUACUGAUCACUAAAGAAAAAUGCUUUGAUCUUUAAACAAAUCUUUUCAACCACUUUUUCAAGGAAAUGUAUGAAGGCCAAUCAGGAGAAUUUGUAUGUUGAUCUUGGUUCUGAAGGGGUUAAGGUAGGGGUAUGCAUAAGGCUUAUGAGCUAGACUGCAAACAAAAGUGUUUGCAAGCAGGGCACCCAAGUUUGAGAAGAGACUCGUCACUUUUUUCUUGUUGUCCCAAUUUUUGUUCUUAUGCUGAACUCGUGGAGGUUGCCCUCAUGAGAACACUUUCUGUGCUGGCUACUGGUACCUGCAGGUUUACUUAUAGUCACUGUAGCAAUAGAGAGAUUAAGCAUCGCGUUUACAGCAAACAGCAAACGUGAAUUUGUACCACAUGGCCAAGUUUUCCAUUUACUUAAUUUAUUGUUACUGUUCAUUAUAACUACAUGAAAAUCGGUAGAUUCAAGCCAAUUCUAUCCAGAACUGUCGUUUUAAGCUGUUUUUAUCUGCCUAUUUCUCAUUUGGAAAUUUAUCAACUUGAAUCUCACGUUUGCCAUAAACGCGAUGUUUAAUUUCUCUAUUACCAGUGUUGGGCUUUGAAGCCAGCACAUAAGCUGUCUUCAAGGUUGAGGUUAACUGAAGUUUGCAGUUACUCACCCUGCGAGAAGAGUCUCCUCUUGUCUUCUUGAUUGAGGAGAAGAAAAUGAGGCUUUGUCUUAAUUGCGUCAAGCUUUUGAAGUCGCCGAAUCCUAAAUUUCUGGGUAAGUCAAUCUUGUUCUCUGUCGUCAAACUGGUUUUUUGAGCCGAGCAUCCGUUUAUUGAUCUGUUUAUGGUCAGAACUGAGCCCGCUGUGCAAAUCGUAUGGCUAUUAGACCUGGGUUAGCCUGCGUAGCACCCCUGUGGGGGGGAGGGUACUGCCAUAUAUGGGCUAUAUAGGUGUGCCGCUGUGAAGGGUGUGGUUUUCAAGCAGUUUACUCUAGGAUAGGGUAUAUAAAUCAGAGCGUUGAGUCUAGAAUAGGGUAUCAUUUUUCAGGAAACUGAUCAGUUGGUUGAAGAUUUUAUCUAAACUAGGUAAACAGCUACUCUAGGAUGGGGGGAUUUGGGGAGUUUACUCUAGUAUAGGGUAGCAAAAUUCAGCUGAACUAGCUCUGGUAUAGGUUAAGGGUUCCAGGGUCCCAGCGGCACAUCCCCACCCAGAAAUUCCUAAAGUACCCCUCCCCCCCAGGCGUAGCACGCACUUGGAAAUAACUGGCAUAAGAAAGAAGGGGGCGCGCGAGAAAGUCACGCGCCCCGUUCUUUCUCGCAUAUUACUUCGAAGUGCGUUCUACGCAUUUCAGGCCUGUACUGAAACUUUUAUCUUAGCAACAGGAAACACAUGCCCAGCAAAGAUCUUACUCGGUUCAUGCUUUCUUUCUUCGGUCCACCAAAAUUGAGCAAAGCAAAAAAAAAAGGCUCUGCGAGCAGAGUAGCGUGUGGUUUUCUUGCUCGAGUGAAGUAUGUUCUGGCAAUAGGGUUGUUACAUCUGUUGAAUAACGGGGACUGGGGGAGGUGGCAUUUAAUAAAUAGGGUUUAAUAAAUUCUUUGUAAAUGGUUUUGCAGUAGGUAAGGUUGAGAAAUGAUUGCCCGGCAGUCGUCAUUAAAGACGCAUUUGGCUUUUUUUAUGACUUUUUAUCCGACGAAAACGCAAAGGAUGCGACCCCAAUUCUUGUCUCCUUCUGUUCCAUUCAAACUCACGUCAAGGGUAUUUCCGCAUCGGUUAUUGAAACGUUAUUAUUCCUAUUAAGGACUCAGUACAUUCACUCAGACGAUUUUAGUAAACCUAUUUACUAUCAGUAUUGUAAAUUCUGUACCCCAGACAUGGGAUGAAGCCUAGUAUCAGAAUCAAAAGAAUUCAUGAACUAUUCCUGGAAUUUGCAAUAUUCAAUAUUGUACAUAGAGCUAUUGCACUUUAUAUAAAUAAAUGAAGUUGUGACUUAAUGGUUGGGUUACUAUCUAAAAAUGUUCAAUGACAGAAUGGGUAGCUGGCACGUUUUGUGCAAAAGUUUAUAUGAAGAAUACCGAUUACUUUAGAGUUGGGACGACAAGAAAGCUGAAUUGUUCUAGUAACAUUUUUUACUUCGAUGUCUGCUAUUCUUUGGUUCUGCAACUAUCAGUUUAUUGUAUAUUGUAAUACUGUACCUGCUUUUUGCAGGCAUUAUUGUAUACAUGCGAUCUCCGUUUCCUGUAAUAAUUUGCAAGUAUGAACAAACUUAGGACCAUACAUCUUUCCUUAUCAGUAAAUAAAUAAACGAGGACUGGACUAAUAGACGAAC